GACCUUUCAAGGCUAUUCAUCGGGAUGGAAAGGCUUAUACCUCUUGUUAAUAAGCUUCAGGAUGCUUUCGCAUCUCUUAAUCUUCCUCUGAACCUUGAUUUACCCCAGAUUGCAGUUGUGGGAAGCCAAAGUGCUGGUAAAAGCUCAGUGCUGGAAAACUUCGUGGGGCGUGAUUUCCUACCGAGAGGCAGUGGUAUAGUCACAAGGAGACCGCUUAUUCUGCAGCUGGUCCAUGAUAAGUCAGUUGAAUAUGGCGAAUUUAUUCACUGUAAAAAUAAAAAGUUCACGGAUUUUGAUGACAUCCGACGGGAAAUCGAACAGGAAACGGACAGAAUCACUGGCUCUAACAAGGGUAUUUCUAACAUUCCAAUCAACCUCAGGAUCCAUUCCCCCAGCGUCCUCAAUCUUACCCUUAUUGACCUUCCUGGAAUGACCAAGGUUCCUGUUGGCGAUCAGCCACCAGAUAUCGAAACUCAAAUCCGCAACAUGAUCAUUGAAUUUAUCGAGAGAGAUUCCUGUCUUAUUUUGGCUGUUAGCCCUGCUAAUUCAGACCUCGCUAAUUCCGAUGCCUUAAAACUUGCUAAGGAAUAUGACCCACAGGGUCUGCGUACUAUCGGGGUAAUAACAAAGUUAGAUUUGAUGGAUGAAGGAACAGAUGCACAGGAAAUUCUCGAAAAUAGAUUGCUCCCAUUACGAAGAGGUUAUAUAGGUGUAGUCAACAGAAGUCAGCGAGAUAUAGAUGGGCGCAAAAAUAUCACUGCUGCCUUGGAAGCCGAACGUAGAUUUUUCCUUUCACAUCCCAGUUAUCGUCACAUGGCUGAUCGUAUGGGAACUCCUUAUCUCCAACGUAUACUUAAUCAACAACUAACGAAUCACAUCCGCGAUACUCUGCCACAUCUACGUAGUCGGUUACAAGCCCAAUUAAUUAGUUUGGAAAAAGAAGUUUCUGACUUUCGUAAUUAUCGUCCAGACGACCCAGCUUAUAAAACAAAAGCAUUGCUACAGAUGGUUCAGUCAUUUGAAGCGGAAUUUUCCCAAAAUAUUAGUGGACAUGCAGCUGAUGUCAAUACACAAAUAUUGUCUGGAGGUGCUGAGAUUAAUCGCGUGUUUCAUGAACGUUUUAGAUAUGAUUUACUCAAGAUUGAAUUUGAUGAAAAAACUCUACGUAAAGAAAUUGCUGUUGCUAUUCAAAAUAUUCAUGGUGUCAGGCCUGGAUUGUUUACACCUGAUAUGGCAUUUGAUGCUACAGUACGAAAACAGAUUGAAAAACUUCGAAUUCCAUCAUUAAAAUGCGUUGACAUGGUUGUAUCUAAAUUGACCGAUGUUUUGCAACAAUGUAGUGAUAAGGUAGGACGAUUUCCACGGCUUCGUGAAGAAAUUGAACGUGUUGUCAAUAUGCGGGUUCGUGAAUUAGAAAUAGCUACUAAAGAACAAAUUCAAACAUUAAUUGAUUUUCAAUUAGCUUAUAUGAAUACAAAUCAUGAAGAUUUUAUCGGUUUUCAAAAUGCUGAGCAACGAGCAAAUGAUAGUGCCAAAAGUAAACUUGGCAAUCAAGUAAUCUGUAAAGGGUGGCUUAAUUUGAUCAAUCCAAGUCUACUGCGUGGUGGUAGUCGUUAUUGCUGGUUCGUAUUAACUACAGAUACAUUGACUUGGUACAAAGAUGAUGAAGAACGUGAGAGACGAUUUGUUCUCCCUUUAGAUGGAUUAAAACAACGUAGCGGUGAUACAGGAUUCUUUUCAAAACGACCAACGUUUGUCCUUCAUCAUCCAGACCCUAAAGUUAAUCUGUACAAAGAUCACAAAACUUUAGAUCUAUCUGCAGAUACAGAAGAAGCGGUUGAAGCUUGGAAAGCUGCUUUAGUUCGUGCUGGAGUGUUUCAUGAUCCAUCUGGAAAACCAGACGAACAGACUGAUGAUGGUGAUACGAAUAAAAUACCAACUGAUCCUAAACUUGAAAGACAAGUAGAAAUUAUACGUAAUUUAGUUGACUCCUACAUGAAAAUCGUUACUAAAACACAACGUGACAUGGUUCCGAAAAUAAUUAUGCAUCAAUUAAUUAAUGAGAUCAAAAUUUUUCUAAAAGGCGAUCUCUUGCCCAAAUUGUAUUCGCAAGACCCUAACAAUCUUAUGGAAGAGUCAUCAGCUGAGAAAAAGCAUCGUGAAGAAAUUAUACGUAUGUAUGAUUCAAUACGUGAGGCAUUAUCAGUUAUAUCAGAUGUCAUAGCUAAUACGCAUAGUGUCCCAUUACCUCCACCUGUCAGUGAUGACUGGAUUGAGACGGAGUUAUCUACUGGAUCAAAUAAUACUCGUCGACCUCUUCCUUCUAGUAAUACAUCUCAUUCCGGUCAUCACAGUACUAGUACAACACAAAGACCUUUAAGUCCUAAUAAUAUCACAUCAAAUUCUAAUCGUCCCAUACCUUCAAGACCAGCACCAAAUUUACCUAUACGACAUACUUUGAAUCCCCCAACAAUUGUAACUACAGCCCCUGGUCAACUUCCAGCUCCACUUCUUCCUCAACGAAUGCCACAAUUCAAUAAUGGUCUUUCUCAAAGUGCAAGUACUGGCAACCUUCCAGGUACCAUAUCUUCCGGUGGUAUUGGUGGAAAUACAUUUAUGACUACUAACCCAUCGAAUGGCUCAACACCAAAUACCACUUAUUCUACUACUAAUGCACCGUGGGUUUCAUUUGAUCCUCUUUUUAAUCAAUCCCAAUCGAGUGCAAUAGCACCACCGAUUCCACCACCGAAAUUAACAUCGUUAUCUGGUAAUCUUGGACAUCCAAGUAUACCAGAACGUCCAGGUAAUGUUGGUAUGCCGCGCAUCCCUCCUCGACCAACUUCAUGAAUCAGUGUGUUAUUUAUUUAUUUAUUCUAAUUUAUGCAUAUAGUUUACGGAUUUAUACAUACAAAUUCCAGGUUAAUUUCCUUUGAAGUAUUUUUCCCCCUCAUUUUCAUAAACCAAUUUUUUUAAAAUAAUAUUAUGUAUGCCUAACUGUUUUCUACCCAGACGUUUGUAUGGUGGUAUGUAUCGUGUUUUCACUGUUUAACAAGUAAAUGAAAAUUUUAUUCAUUUCCUUGUCUAAUUGAUUUUAUCACUGUUGAUUCCUAUUGUUCUCACAAUGCACUUUUAUCAUAGAGCCAAAAAUAUCCAACACAAAUGUAUUCGUUGGUUGAUCUCUCUUUCUACGUGUAUUUCGCUCGUUCUCAUUCGCUCUUCAAUAAAAGUUAUACAUUUAAGCGUCUCCUAACACUCAGAAUAUUAUACAUACACUUACAUGUGUAUCUGAAAUCUCUUCAGUUACCUGUGUAUCGUCUUUAUUUUUUCCAAAGAUCUCACGGGUUCUGUCAUUUUUUCCCAGUACAUAAUUUCAUUUUUGAAUAUAAGUGUGUGGUGUUUGCUUGAAUAAUUUCUAUUUUAAUAUUAAUUUUUGAUUUUUAUUUCAUAUGUUAAUGAUUUUGCUCAGUUCUAUAUACUACUACUUACUUAUGCCUGUUACCCCUCGUGGAGGAGCAUAGGUCACCCACCAGCAUACUCCAUACUACUACUAUAUAUUUCGUAUAUUCGUCCGGCAUUAAAUGUAGCCUUAUGAUUGGUUAGUUGUCUGGUUGGUCAACUGAUUUGAUGUUCUCUGUCAUUUUCGAUUAAGCAAAUAUUCUUCCAGAUUUCUAUUCACUCUUCAACACUUAAUUCCUGGGUUUUUUAUCAGGAUUAGUGUAUUAGAUGCAGUGAGAUUUCUCCCUAUCUACUGUUCAUUUCGACCGACCUUACCUUUAAAAAAAUAAUAAAACACUUGAUAUUGUUGACGUUUUAACUCACUUCUUUGAUAAUGUUUGUUUAAUCAAAAUUAGACAAGAUGGCAAAGUUAGUCUUUUGCAAGUCAGAUUCUAUAUCAACUUGAUUGACUUUCUCUGUACUAAUUUACUUCAAUUUAUUCAGUUUGUUCUAACUGUAGAUGCUUCUAGUUUAUUUCAAGAAUUUUUUUCUUUUUUUCUAAUGGUCAUCUAACUAUUUGAAGUGAAAUUUUCUUUGAAAAACUUAAUUUUCCUAUGGAAUUGAAAUCGCCUUUUAUUUGUUCUUUUACUGAAUCAUUUAAUGGCUUCUUAUACUUUGGUAUGUGAAUACUUCGUCAUCAACUUCUCUCUUCUUGGAAAAUAAUUAUUGUCUAAUUAUUUUGUUUCUUUUUUCUAAUGAAUUCUGUUUUAUUCGUUCAUUUGAACAGUUUGAAUUUUUAUUUGAGAAUAUAACUAUCCUUACUGUUUUUCUAUAAAAAGAUUAAAUCGAUAUUGUUUAUAUAUGAUGAAUUGAAAUGCAAAAUCAGUUUCUUUAUUUGUUUUAUUUGUUUAAAGAAAAUAAAUUUUCAGAAAGAUUUUUUUUGGUAAAUACAAACAUAUGUAGCCAAAAUAGUCGAAGGAACUUUCGAAUCUACGAUCCAUGAUCUGAAAUCCAUAAUCUUACACACUAAGUCACUUGCUCAAUCGCUUAGCAAUGUAUAAUGAGGAUAGAAUAAAUAAUUGUAUUGAAUAUGCUCAAAAACAUUGAAAUUCCGAGAUCUUUUCUAAAUGUCUUGUAAUAGCUACUAAUCAACAAGCACUUAUGGAUAAAAGACGGAACGUAUAUGGAUUUAUUAGAAUGAUAAAUAAAAAGCAUAAUUAUGUACAAAGGAUUUCAUACAAACACAGCGUCACAGAUCAAUUAUACAUAUAUUUAUGAUGCUAGAUUGGUGUAUUAUUGUUUCAAUCCAUUUACUGAGUUAAAUCCUGACGUAUUAUUUCAAUUUAAAUGAACUUGUAUCACAUACAACGAAUAAUCACUGAUCUAUUUACAAUCAUUAUCAAGCUAACAUAUAAAAACUGAACAGUUAAAUCAUUUAAAAUGUUGCUUUAAAGUAAAUCUACGUUUCUUUUACUUAGAUGCUUAUAAAAGUUAAUGUAUUUACGGAUUUUAGUACUUUUUUGUAUUAUCAACCUAGAGCAUAUCGACUCAACAAAUGAGUAAUUUUUUAAAAUAACACUGCUAGUUAAGUGAAAACAAGUUGCAGUAAAGUUAGACCGAAUCGAUGUAGUAUUCGUUUCAAGUGCUAUUUGGCUAGUCAUACGUUUAUUUUUGAGCAUAACUAGAAUCAAUCACAACUACAUAGUAAGCAUUUUCACUCAUCACUUCUACUGUUCUAUGGUUAUGCAACUAUAAAACAACCCAUAAAUUCUAGGAUCAACCAUAUGACAAGACUAAAUUCUGCUUAUGUCAACUACUCAUUGUGAUAUUUUAGCAAAUAUCAUGAAAUACAUCAGAAUCAGGGCACUUAUGAAUUCCGUUAUAGAUCUUUGUAUGUCAAUUUAUUGUUAUCUAACUGCUUUUUUAAGACUACUAACCAAACGUUCAAGCUCUCAACUGAGACUAACAAACUUAUACUUGAAGAAUAUAUCUAUGUAUAACCAUUUUGUGUUGUAAUAUACAUUUAUUAUCGCUACAUGCAUCUAAGAAAAUGAUUGCAAGCAUAAAAUACCUCAAUAAUGGACUGUGAUCCGCGAUACUUUAAUGCUCACUGUCUCGCAUUCAACACUGUCGAUCAUUUUUGCGUUGAUUCAAUUGACGAAUGCAGCAUAUAGAAUUGUAAUUCGCUCUAAAAUUUUCAUUUUGAACCCUAACAUUUACUACGGUUGUGUUUUUCAUCUGAUGUAUCUCACUUCCAUGCACUGCAUAUGUCUAUAGCUACCAUUUGUGCGUGACUUGAACUUCAAAAUGUCCUCUUUAUUAACCAACAUAAAUUGAGAAUCUCCAAAAAUGUGAAUAGCUGAUCAUCUGUUCGAACGAUCACAAAUCACUUUAAAUGUUUUUUUAAACAUCUUAAUCACCAGGUUUUGAAUGAUGGUGGCAACGGAGGUUGAAUUAAAAAGUUUACCUUUAAUUGCUGAUAAAAAGUAGCAACUUAAUCCAAACUUCAGAAAUAACAUUAAAUUAAAAUACUGCGAUAUUCGCAGAAAGAGAGCUAAACUAUGUAAUGCUAUCUCCACCGACAAUGAAUCCACUGUGUUACGGUAUCCUCUAGCAUUUGACAAUCUGACUCAAAAUCCACUCACUUUCAAUAUACUUAUAAGAAGGACCAACCAAUUAUUUUGAGUCAUUUAAACUCAAAAACGUGUGAUUGCAUACAUUUGAUAUGAUAUUACUAUGAAUCAUCAGUAACAAAUUUCAGUCUCUGAAUAAUUAAAAUAUUCUUAAGAAAACCUGAGUAACUGGUUUAUAGUAAAUUUAUGAGCGGUAAAAGACAUCACAGCAGUUAGUGAAUCAAAUCACCAAUUACAGAUAUGAUAAUAUAGCAAUAUUAUGAACAGACGAUCUAGUAAAAACACAAAAUAUACAGACUUUUCGCAUACGAGAUAGUUCGAGUUCUGUCAUUUCAUGGAAAACUAUACUACUGAAAUAUUCCAAAUUAUUUGUAUACUUAUGUAGAGAAACAGAUAGUGAAAUGAAUGAAUAUUUGAUAUGGAUUGUUUGAACUGUUCCUAGAUGUUACAUACUAUUCAAACAAUUAGAUUCUUUUUAGAAUACCUGCUUGUCUAUUUAAGCUCACCUUGAAUAAACUAAAGUUUCCAUGGAGAAACGUAAUCUGCAUAGAAUUUUCACAGUAAUGCCACAAAACAAAUCAUAGUUUUAUUCGAUAGCACAAUGAGUUUAACAGUUUUUGUUUAGUUAUCACCUCAAGAUUAUCUGAAUGAUAUGAAAAAUAAAUGAGGCAUUUGCACACUUUUCUCAUCCAGUGUAAUGAAAAACUCCCAAGAAGAUCCUGGUGUGAUAUCAUCUGUAGUAUUCACAUUUUCUGGAUAGAGCUGAUCAAGGAGUGACAUUGGCUAACAAGUUACUAAAAAUUUCUGUAAUAAUUCAAAACUAUACAAAAUCGAAUGUACAAACUUCAAGUUUCACGACGAAUACAACAUAUCUUAACCAGGGAAUUAAGAAAAUUCAAACAUCCACAUUUUCAAAUGUGAUUGAUUUCUGUUCUGAACUGCAGUCAUCUAAUAGUAUUAUUGAUCAGUUAAUGUCUUCACAGCUUUCUAUCAGAUUUUAACGAAAUCUACCCUAAAGUUAUUCGUUUAAUGAGCAUAGAAUCAUACUUUAAAUGUCCAAUUUUUCAUAUAACGUUAGGCUUUGAUAAGAAAUAGGAAAAACAUUCAAAAAUAUGGAGAUCUUCAUAAGAUCACAUUUUGAUAUAAAGUUUUGAGGAAGAAAACACUAAUAAAGUAGGAUGAUUGUUUAAUAUGGAUAUUGAAGACGUUUAUAUUUAAUUGUUACAAUUCAACACCUUAAGCGAUUAAUAAUGGCUAACAAGGUUUUACCCGAAAAAUUAGUAAACCAAUUUCUUAUCUAAAUUAACUUAAUCAUUUAGAACAAUCAUUUGCUUCUUGGUUCUUUUUUGUAACCAUGUGAAAUUGUUGCUAUUAGAAUACUUUAACAUUUAAUUUUUAAAUUAACUAAAAUGAAUUAAAAAUUAAUUUAUCAUCUAUAAGCGGUAAAAUAGAUCUAUCAAGAAUAAAAUAAAACAUUUAACAUUUUUCCACUUAAUCAAUUUUAAACUCUCACUUCCGUUUAAUUU
Messenger RNA from Schistosoma margrebowiei, 7594 nucleotides. The record is from the annotation of a GenBank genome assembly. Lineage: Eukaryota; Metazoa; Platyhelminthes; Trematoda; Strigeidida; Schistosomatidae.